Molecule: messenger RNA, 348 nt
Organism: Babesia bovis T2Bo
Lineage: Eukaryota; Apicomplexa; Aconoidasida; Piroplasmida; Babesiidae
Source: the annotation of a RefSeq genome assembly
AUGAAUAAAGACAUAGAACUAUUAUCAGAUUUAAUUAUACUUAUAAAACUAUUCAUAAGAUUCACUAUCGAUACUAUUUUAUACCUUAUAGCCCUUAUAAUAAUGGUUAUUAUGGAUUUAAUAAAACUUUCCUUAAGAAAAAGAGAAACAUUUGGUGAAAAAUUUAUUAAUUUUAUCAAAGAUAAUAAAAUAGGUAUAAUUCAGUAUAUACUACUAUUAGUAUCUCCUCCUUAUUCUAUACUAUGGUAUGUUGUUCAAGUUUAUACAUGUAUAACUUCUUUCAAUAAGUCUCAAUUUGAAAAUUUAUUGAAUCUUAUUCCUUUCGGUAUAAAUUGUAUUUACGCUUAA